This is a messenger RNA of Lodderomyces jiufengensis, 2253 nucleotides long. It is a transcript of the gene IRR1, whose product is annotated as Irr1p. Gene Ontology annotation, biological process: sister chromatid cohesion. The coding region runs from base 1 to 2253 and encodes 750 amino acids. Gene Ontology annotation, cellular component: cohesin complex; nucleus; chromatin. The record is from RefSeq and is a predicted model, not a curated record. Lineage: Eukaryota; Fungi; Ascomycota; Pichiomycetes; Serinales; Debaryomycetaceae. The transcript has a single exon. Gene Ontology annotation, molecular function: chromatin binding.
AUGGCAACUACAAGAUCAAAAAGAACCAGGAAAGAGGUUCUGUAUAAAGAUACAAGUGAUAAUGAAGAAGAUAAUACACAUUCAACUGCAAACUCAAAUCAAAUAUUAGAAAAUGUUGCAACCACUACAUCAAAAUCUACAACCAAAUCAAAUAAACGUCGUAAAAUCCAGCCAACACAACCUGAAGAAGAAUUUGAAGAAAACUCAUUAUUUUUAGCAUGUUCAAGUGAAGAAGUUAACAUCACUGAUCUAGCACAAGAUUGGAUUGAAUCAUAUGAAGAAGAAUCUUUACCAAAUUUAAAUAAUUUUACAAAUUUAAUGAAUUUAAUUUUAAGAAGUUGUGGAUCAUUACAUUUAUUUCAACCUCAUGAUCUAUUAAAUUUGGAUAGUGCUGAACAAACAGCUGAUGAAAUUACUUUAGUUUUCAGUAAACAAUCAACUCAUAAAUUUGCAUUCAAAUUAGUACCAGUUUUCAAGAAAAAUGUAGUUGAAUUAUUUAAAAAUAUUAUUGAAAUGUGUCAUGAAAAAGGUAUAUUAUAUGGGUCUGAUGAAUUAAUGAAUUAUAUAAUUACUUGGAUUACAAGUUUAACAAAUACUAGUAUUAGAUCAUUACGUUAUACUGCAACUGAAAUUGCUUUAGUUAUAUUAUUACAACUUAGUACCAUAUCCCAAUCAAUAAAUAAAAAUCUUGAAAGAUCUAAACAACAUUUAAUAAAAAACAAACAAAAAUCAAGAGCUAAAACUAUUCAAAAUACAAUUAACACUUAUGAAAAUCAAUUAAAUAAACUUGAUGAAUAUUUUGAUGAUUUAAGUGAAGUAAUUGGUAAUAGAUAUAAGGAUAUAGAUCCCGCAAUAAGAGCAAUAGUUGUAAAAGAAUUAAUUGAUGCAAUGAUGGAAUAUCCAACAUAUUUUUGUCAAAGUAAUUAUUUAAAAUAUUGUGGUUGGUUAUUAAGUGAUGUAAAUAAUAAUGUUCGAAAAGAAAUUACCAAAAAUUUAGCUAAAUUGUUCAAAAUUAAUCAUACAAAUGAAGAAACUAUUCAAAAUCUUACGCCUUUCACUCAAAAGUUCAAAUCAAUGAUAAUUACUAUGGCACAAAUUGAUAUUGACGUUCAAGUUAGGAUUAAUUGUUAUGGUAUACUUAUUGAUAUGUUAAAGAUAAAUUUAUUAGAUGAACAAAAUAAAAAACAAGUGGUUGUAGGUUUUCCAUUUGAAUCAAAAUCAAUAAAAGAAAUUAACGAAGCUAGUAAAUUUUUAAAAUUAUAUAUUGAUCAAGAAUUUAAUUCAACUAGGGGAAAUGCAAUAAUUUUGGAUCAUCAUCUGUUUAAAUUAGAUGAAAUUGAUUUGAAAGAUUUAUUAUUGAUAAAAACUUUAAUUACAAUUUUGCAACCAAUUGAUGAUAAAGAAUUAGAAUUAAUAUUUAAACAAAUGUCAGAAUUAACUAAUGUCACUCAUAUAGUCAAAUAUUUAUUAGCUGAUAUCGAUACAAUUACUACAUCAGAAGAAGAUCCAGCAAGUGAAGAAGAUCUUGAAAAUGCCAAAAAUUUAAUUGAAUUAAAUGAAAAAGAAAAACUUUUACUAAUCAAAUUAAUUAAAGCAACAUUUUAUCAAAAUCCAAGUUUUGUCAUAAAUAAUUUAUCAUCUAUACAAAAAUUCAUAUCAAAAUCGAAAGAUAGGUUGAAAAAUUUCAUACAAUUAUAUCCAUUAAUCACAUCAUGUUUCAAAACUUUUACAUCAGAGCAAAUUGAUCAAUACAUAGACUUAUUAAAUGAAAAUAUCCAAGGUUUAUUAUCAUCAGAAGAAUACAGUAAUAUUGAAGAUAAUGAAGAGGAAUAUUUCAAAUUAAUUAUACAAUAUCUUGAAUUUAAAUCUGUUGGAGCUGUAUUUGUUUCAUAUAUGAAUAUACCUUAUUUAAUACAACGUCAAUUAUUGAAAUAUUUCAUUGAAAAGGAAAAAGAAUUAUCAAAAUUACUUAAAGUAGAAUUAAGUAAAGGUGACAAUAUUGUUGGAAUUGAUGAAGAAAGUGAAGAUGAACAAGAACAAGACGAAGAUAUUGAAGUUGCAAGUGAUGAAGAAAAUCAAGAUAAAUCAAAAGAAGCUCAAGCUACAGAUCAAGUUUGGGAGUUAGAAAAAAAAUUCGCUAUUUUCUAUAUGAAAUUAAUGGAAGUUAGAACUUUAUUAGAUGCUGAAUUCUUAGAAAGAUUUAACUUAAACAUUGAUAAGUUUGAAGUUUUAAGUGCUAUUAGACUGGAAUAG